ACGUGGUCAUAGGGAACGGCAACACAGACUAACAUGUUUUAUAAGGCAGUCACCAUCCUGGGUCUGAAUGCCGUGUCGCUGUCGAAUGGCUUCUUGUUCGGCCAAGUGGCAGGCCUCAUCAGCUCGCUGCAGAAGAACGAGGAGGGCAUAGACCUCAGCGAGGGACAAAUAUCACUGAUAGCCUCCAUCUUCAUCAUGGUGUGUCUUAUCGGUUUUGGGCUGGCUGCUUACGUCACUGACAAAAUCGGUCGAAGAUGGCCUGUUAUCAUCUUCUCCGUUCCGAUCAUCAUCCAAUGGAUCAUCUUAUAUUUCUCCUACAACAUGUUCUUUUUUAUGCUAUCAAGAAUUAUUGCUGGUAUUUCUUCAGGAGCUUUAAUAAUUUUGACUAUAUUCGUCUCUGCGGAGUACACUAACCCAAAAACCAGAGCGUUUUAUUUGAAUACGAUAACUACUGUUGCUCCAGCAAUCGGGACAUCUUUGGGCCAUUCGAUUGGUAUUGUCUUACAAUGGAGAACAGUUGCCUUGAUUGGUAUAAUACCAGCUGCAUCAGCAGUUCUCUUUCCAUUCUUCUGGGUUGAAAGUCCUCAUUGGUUGGCGUCUAAAGGAAGAUUCGAAGAGUGUGAAAUUGCGUUUCGACAGUUACAUGGCGAUAAAUUGAAUUCUGAAAGAGAAUUGCAGAUGAUUAUCAAAAUGGAGAAGACCAAACUGAAAUUGGCGAACGAAACAAGUUGUAAACCUACAUUGAAAAGGUUGUUUGCAGCGUUCAAGAGGAAAUACUUUUGGGGUUUGAUUUUGAUGAGUGUUUUCAUGCAUGCUUAUUUGGCUGCCGCUGGAAAGUUAGUUUUUAGUACGUUAGCGACUGUUAUAUUAGAAGAAAUUACAGGAACUUCUGAUGUAUUGAUGUAUACUUUAUUGGUAGAUGGCCUUAUUAUAGUUGGGUCAUGUAUGUCUUGUUAUUUAAUUAGGAAAACUUCUAUGCGUACUUUGCUGUUUACAACGGGAUUUUUUGCAAAUGCUGUAUUAGUGGUUUUAAGUGCUUGUCUGUACUUCAAAAAUGGGCAGAAUUAUUUCAACUGGAUUAACGUAGUUUUGCUUGCAUUGUAUUUUAUAUUGAUCAAUGCUGGUCCGUAUCCGUUAAUAGAGGCCAUUUUCAGUGAAAUGUUUCCUUUAGAAUUAAAAGUGUACACUUUUAGUUUAUCUGGUGUAAUACUUGUUUCAUCUUUAUUUUUAACGAUUCUGUUAUUACCUUCAAUGGUAAGUUCGAUGGGUUACCAUGGCUUGUUCUUAUUGAAUGCAUCGAUAAUGUCAAUAAGUUUAGGUUACAUAUGGUUUAGGUUACCGGAAACCAAGGGCAGGACUUUACAAGAGAUUGAGACGUAUUUUAAGACAAAUAAUUUUGAUGUCGAAGAAAUGCUGAGUACUGAACAGUCGAAGGCGUUAAUGUAAAAAACU
Maniola jurtina (meadow brown) is the source of this 1452-nucleotide messenger RNA. RefSeq names its product sugar transporter ERD6-like 6. Gene Ontology annotation, cellular component: membrane. NCBI's taxonomy places the organism in Eukaryota, Metazoa, Arthropoda, Insecta, Lepidoptera, Nymphalidae. The record is from RefSeq and is a predicted model, not a curated record. Gene Ontology annotation, molecular function: transmembrane transporter activity. The transcript is spliced from 3 exons. Gene Ontology annotation, biological process: transmembrane transport. Bases 34 to 1446 code for a protein of 470 amino acids.